Messenger RNA from Piliocolobus tephrosceles (Ugandan red Colobus), 1968 nucleotides. RefSeq names its product ATPase plasma membrane Ca2+ transporting 3 (gene ATP2B3). The coding region runs from base 1 to 1968 and encodes 655 amino acids. The transcript is spliced from 12 exons. The record is from RefSeq and is a predicted model, not a curated record. Gene Ontology annotation, biological process: regulation of cytosolic calcium ion concentration; calcium ion transmembrane transport. Gene Ontology annotation, molecular function: P-type calcium transporter activity; ATP hydrolysis activity; PDZ domain binding. Gene Ontology annotation, cellular component: intracellular membrane-bounded organelle; plasma membrane. Lineage: Eukaryota; Metazoa; Chordata; Mammalia; Primates; Cercopithecidae.
AUGGGCAGUGCCCGUGAGGAGCCGCCCGGGGCCGCACUUAGGUGCACCAACAUCUUAAACAGCAGUGGCGAACUCCGAGGCUUUCGGCCUCGGGACCGGGACGACAUGGUGAGGAAGAUCAUUGAGCCGAUGGCUUGUGAUGGCCUCCGCACCAUCUGCAUCGCCUACCGGGACUUCUCUGCAGGCCAGGAGCCCGACUGGGACAACGAGAACGAGGUCGUGGGUGACCUCACCUGCAUAGCUGUCGUGGGCAUUGAGGACCCCGUGCGGCCCGAGGUCCCUGAAGCUAUCCGAAAAUGCCAGCGUGCUGGCAUCACAGUCCGCAUGGUGACUGGGGACAACAUCAACACGGCCCGGGCCAUCGCAGCCAAAUGUGGCAUCAUCCAGCCCGGGGAGGACUUCCUGUGCCUGGAAGGGAAGGAGUUCAACCGGCGGAUCCGCAACGAGAAGGGCGAGAUAGAACAGGAGCGGCUGGACAAGGUGUGGCCCAAGCUGAGGGUGCUGGCCCGGUCGUCUCCCACCGACAAGCACACGCUGGUCAAAGGGAUUAUCGACAGCACCACUGGCGAGCAGCGGCAGGUGGUGGCUGUGACAGGGGAUGGCACCAACGAUGGGCCGGCCCUCAAGAAGGCGGACGUGGGCUUUGCCAUGGGCAUCGCAGGGACUGACGUGGCCAAGGAGGCCUCCGACAUCAUCCUGACCGAUGACAACUUCACCAGCAUCGUCAAGGCCGUCAUGUGGGGCCGUAACGUCUAUGACAGCAUCUCCAAGUUCCUGCAGUUUCAACUGACGGUCAAUGUGGUGGCCGUGAUCGUGGCCUUCACAGGCGCCUGCAUUACUCAGGACUCUCCUCUCAAAGCCGUGCAGAUGUUAUGGGUGAACUUGAUCAUGGACACGUUUGCCUCUCUGGCCCUGGCGACAGAGCCACCCACGGAGUCGCUGCUGCUGCGGAAGCCGUACGGCCGUGACAAGCCCCUCAUCUCCCGCACCAUGAUGAAGAACAUUCUGGGCCAUGCCGUGUACCAGCUCGCCAUCAUCUUCACCCUGCUGUUUGUCGGGGAGCUCUUCUUUGACAUCGACAGCGGGAGGAACGCGCCGUUGCACUCGCCACCCUCAGAGCACUACACCAUCAUCUUCAACACCUUCGUCAUGAUGCAGCUCUUCAACGAGAUCAAUGCCCGCAAGAUCCAUGGCGAGAGGAACGUGUUCGACGGCAUCUUCAGCAAUCCCAUCUUCUGCACCAUCGUUUUGGGCACUUUCGGGAUUCAGAUUGUCAUUGUCCAGUUCGGCGGGAAGCCCUUCAGCUGCUCCCCACUAUCCACGGAACAGUGGCUCUGGUGCCUGUUUGUUGGUGUUGGGGAGCUGGUCUGGGGACAGGUCAUUGCCACCAUCCCCACCAGUCAGCUCAAGUGCCUGAAGGAAGCUGGGCAUGGGCCCGGGAAGGACGAGAUGACCGACGAGGAGCUGGCCGAAGGCGAGGAAGAGAUCGACCACGCCGAGCGGGAGCUCCGCAGGGGCCAGAUCCUCUGGUUCCGGGGCCUGAACCGGAUUCAGACGCAGAUGGAGGUAGUGAGUACCUUCAAGAGAAGCGGUUCAGUUCAGGGUGCUGUGCGCCGGCGGUCUUCGGUCCUCAGCCAGCUUCAUGACAUCCGGGUGGUGAAAGCGUUCCGUAGCUCGCUCUAUGAAGGCCUGGAGAAACCAGAAUCCAAGACCUCCAUUCACAACUUCAUGGCCACGCCCGAGUUUCUGAUCAAUGACUACACCCACAACAUCCCUCUCAUCGACGACACGGACGUGGACGAGAACGAGGAGCGCCUCCGGGCCCCCCAGCCCCCGUCCCCCAACCGGAACAACAACGCCAUAGACAGCGGCAUCUACCUGACCACGCAUGUCACCAAGUCAGCUACCUCUUCAGUGUUUUCCUCCAGUCCCGGGAGCCCGCUCCACAGCGUGGAGACAUCCCUCUAA